Manis pentadactyla (Chinese pangolin) is the source of this 4450-nucleotide messenger RNA. It is a transcript of the gene C4H17orf58, whose product is annotated as chromosome 4 C17orf58 homolog. The record is from RefSeq and is a predicted model, not a curated record. Bases 63 to 1034 code for a protein of 323 amino acids. NCBI's taxonomy places the organism in Eukaryota, Metazoa, Chordata, Mammalia, Pholidota, Manidae. Gene Ontology annotation, molecular function: protein binding. The transcript is spliced from 4 exons.
GGGGGAGCGAAAGAGCAAAAGCCCAGGCUCAGUUUUAGAGCCUGGGAACUGUGUCUACAAAAAUGACAGCUAGAGCGUUCUGGCUGCUCUGUUUGAUCGUUGGAUCAUCUCCCGAAGCCCCAGUGGCGGAAAGAAAAGCCUCGCCGCCGCACAACAGGAAACCCGACCCCGGCGGCGGCCCGAGCGCGGAAGAGACGCCAGGGCCCCGGGCGCACUCAGCCCCCGAGGCCCCGCGGCGGCCGCAUUCGGCCGAGGCCGCUCCCCGCUUCUGGUCUGACCCGCGGCGCCGGAAGCCCCCGCCGCUCGCGGAGAACAGGGUCGGCUUCCGGGAGGCCGUGCGCGCGCCCGCUGGCCCGCCAAGCCCGCGCCUCGCGCAGGCUGAGAACCGCGCGUCGCCGCGCCGCGUGCCCGCGCCGGAGGACUCCCCGAGGCGCGCGCGCGCCCGGUCCCUGCGUUUCCCGGCGGCGAGGCCGCCUGAGCGCGCCGCCGAGGCUUCCACCGGCCCCGCCCACCCCAACAGACCGCGCGCCGCCGCGCCGCCCCCGCUUCCCGCGCCACCGCGGAGGGAUGCGGAGCCCGCCGCCGAGCCCUGCGCGCGCUCCUGCAGGGCGGACCUGGACGAGCACGAGUCCUUCUGCGCGAGCGAAUUCGCAGUGAACGGAAUCGUGCAUGAUGUGGACGUGCUCGGCAUAGGGAUCCGGCUGGUGACUCUGCUGGUGGACCGGGACGGGCUGUACAAGAUGAACCGCCUGUACAUCACUCCGGACGGGUUUUUCUUCCGAGUCCACAUAUUAGCCCUAGACGCCUCCAGUUGCAAUAAGCCCUGUCCAGAAUUUAAACCUGGAAGCAGGUAUAUUGUGAUGGGCCACAUCUACCAUAAGAGACGCCAGCUCCCUACAGCUCUGCUCCAGGUCCUGAGAGGACGCCUCCGACCAGGAGAUGGGCUGCUCAGGAGCAGCAGCAGCUAUGUGAAAAGAUUUAACCGAAAAAGGGAUGGGCAAGUUCAAGGUGCAAUUCAUACCCAGUGCAUUUGAAACCUACCAUCCAGGCAUUUCUGGAUCAUAUAAGACUGGGAAUUCAGCGACAAGACAGGAAAGGUCUAUCUUCGUGUAAUGGGAUCUUCCUUUAGAAUAGGGCACACGGCUCCCUUAUGAACUAGUUGCAUAGUUCUGGUUCUAAUCUUAAAUUGUCACUUAUUUACAAAAUGCUUCUUAAAUGGUAUGCUUCUGAGCUCUGUGGCAGUUAUUCAACUACAGGGCCAGUUAGUCACUGCUCAGAUAACUGACCUGUCUAGUUAACAGAUCACUGCUUCAUGUUGUUUAUUUUUAAUUAUUUUAAUUUAAAUACAUUCUUCAGUAGAAAUAGUUCACAAAAAACAUUUGGUUUUAAAUAUACAACUCUGAAUAGUUUAUAUCACGUAUCAAACCAAAUUUCAUACUAAAACCAUCACAUUUAAAAUUCUGUACAUAACAGUUAAGUGCACUAGUCAGACAUAUGAAAUGUCAUUUAGAUCAAACACUAGGGUCAGAAACCAAGACGAGUAUUAAAGUUUUACAAUUAAAGAGUACUAAAGGGCUUAGUUCAAGCAAAAUGAUAUUCAAACAAGUGUUCCUGAUACACCAAAACGUGAGAUAGUUUAUUUUUGCUCCUCCCUGCUCCUAAAAACGUUUAUUUUGUACCAACCUGGCAGCUAUUCCAAUGCUAAGCAUAUUCUGGGUGUAUCUAAUGUCAUUUUUCUAUUAAGACCAAGUAUCAUGUUUGUGUUUGUAAAGCAGUAAAUCUUGCCUUGAAAUCAGAUCUUGGAUGCACCUGUUUUUUUAGCCUCAUUGAGCUCCAAAGGUUUGGGAAAGAGCCUUUCUCAUACUCCCCAAACCCUGGGACUAAUAUUCAGUGACAGCUUGCAAGCAUGCGAAUUUUAAACACUUUCCAGCUGGUUUAAAGGCGGCUAAAUCACGAGCUGAAUUUAAUAUCGAUUUUAUACAUGAGAACGCAAAGACAUUAAGUUUUUUUUUCCAGAAGAUCAAGCUCUGCUUCAGUUAAUUCAAAACACUGAGACACCGAUAAUCUAUGGUUGAAGAUUACUGCUUAAGGAAAGAUAAGAACUGCCCUAGAGAGAGAAAAACAGCCUAUUUGGUCUCAUAGGAGAUGCGCUCAGGGAGUUCACAAUAUGUCUGUAGGCUGCCCUGGUACACAGUCUUCAAUGGCUACCCAGAAACACUAUAUAUGUAAAGGGCAUUUAGGACAAUAGAGAAUUCACGGGGACAGCCUAAGACCUGAAACUGAUUGUGAUGGGCAAAUACUGUUACCUUUGUCCCAAAUUGGAGGCAGAGGUGAGAUAAAAGUUGAGAGGUUCUGAGUAUUCUAUGGUAAAGCAUCACUGAUUUUUAGAGAAUUUUCCAAAAAUGAGUCUUGCCCAAAUUCACUAAAAGCCGUUCUAGAAUUGCUUCUUGGAAGUCAACUGCACCAUUACAUGAACUAUUGGCAGCAGCGUAUGCAGUGAAUGAAGAACUUCUGGGUUAGUUUUAAGAUAAAAAUUAAAAGAAACAUUCAGUAGCACCAGCCACAAAAAUCAAAGCUGAAUUUUUACAUAGCAAAAGAUUUAGUGGUGAUUUUAAGUAACAUGGUGGGGAAAACUACAAAUUGGCCAAAAAGAUAAAGUAUUGGAUGGUUAGAUGUUAAGAGCAUAAAGAGUUAUAAAUAGCUCUGCUUUAAAAGAGAGGAAAAACACUUUCACAGAAGCCUGAGGGUUAGGGUUUGAUUAGACUGAUAAUACUGUUUCUGAAAAGUUCUGUUAACUUAAAAAUCACCAGAACUGUGUGACCUGUGUGAUACUUGGAGGUCACACAGUUAGUACUCACACCCUGGCAAACACAAGCAGGCAGGCCAGAUUUUUAGAAACUGCCUCAUUAAAAUUAAGGCCAUCGUUCAAGAAUAUGUGUUGCCUGGAGGCAAUCAGUGGUCGGUGCCAGCAUGUACACAGAAGACAGUGAGGAACAGACUGGUAAUUCCAGAGUAACAAAACAGGCUAAGAAGCAUCCCAUUUUCAAAAUUCAGUCAGUACCUUUGAUAUAAUCCCUAAUUUUAUGAAGACCUUCAAUUAACAGAUUCAUUGUAGUUCCUAAUCCUCUAAUCCUGAUAGAUUUUUCUUCAUACAUGGGGUUGUGUUUCAAAGACUAGACUACAUGCACACGUUAUAGUCUCUCAUCAAUAAAACAGUCUGUUGCCUUUCAGAGCAAUUCAGUAGCAUCCAUUCAUCGAAUUCUUUUGGUAGAUAAAGGUCUAUAAAACAUAUACUUUUUUUGGUACUAGUUUUUACUUUAAAAAUAAGAAGGUAUCUUUGGCACUGUUUAUAUUUCUCUUAAUAUUUUUAAGGUUGAUCAAACACAUGUAUAUGCCAACUGCCUACGAUGUAUAACCUCGAUUUCAAGUACAGGACUUUAUCAUUUAAAAAACGUAACAAUUCUUCAGUUGAUUUCGGUCCAAACUGGAUUAAGUGAGGUGUGUUCUAAGAUUUUUUUUUCAGUAUCUAAGUACCAGAAGUACCUCAGAAUAUUUCAAAUUAAAAAUAUUCAUGGCUGCCUUUGACCCCCCAAGUGCUUUUAAGACAUUACUUUGCCCAUGAGAUACCAACCAUUCUCAUUUUCAGGACUAGAAAUCUGAGAAUUAUGGGUAAUAGCCUCAAUCAUGAGAAGAGUGCUACAAUAGUCAUGUAGCCUUGUCUAGCUCAGCCUGUAAGCACACAUUUAAGUCACCAGAUUGGCUCUUUAAUAUCAGAAACACAAAAAGAUGCAGGGAGUUUGCCUAACAGAAAAGAAUAGAAACAGGGAAAGAACUUCUGUUUGCAGAUUUUAGGAAGGUAUACAAACACCAGCAAAUCUCAGUGUCUUUAACAUUCCAGGCCAUUUGAGAUAUAAAAAGGUAAUUUUUACGUUAGAAAAUAUCUCUGAAAGUCCACAACUUUUUAACCUACUGCAGGACAUUAACUAAAAUACAAAUCCUGCAGAAUUUGGAUAGGAGAGAAAAACCUUGCCAGUAUUAUGAAAAUAUUUUUUAUGAAAUAGUUUCAAGAACUGUGAAGUUGGCAGAUGAAACAUAAGCACUGAAAAUACUUUUGAUCAGGGAAAUGUACUGAUGCAAAUUAAAUGUAUUUACAAGCCCAAAGACUGGGUAGAAAAAUCCUAACAGUAUCACAAAUGUACCUUCUGUUAUUACUUGGAUUAUGGAAAGCAAAAUAUCUGUAAUAUGUGUAUCUUAAAAGCUUGUCAAAGAAUACUCAUAGAAAAGCAGCUAUUGAAGCUCAGUAUGCAGUAAGAAUGUAUGCUUUUCAAAAAUCACUUUUGAAAGACUAAAGCUCUGUAUUGAUAAAACUAUAAAACGUCUAUGUAUUUCUAUACUGAUAGAAAUUGCAAAAGGCUUUAUACUAUUAAAUACACAUAUGGAAUUAACAUCU